UUAGCAAUUUAAAUUUACUAAAAUAAUUUCAUUUCCAUGUGGUGUGUACUGUGGGAGACCAGAUAUAGUGAAUGCAGGGUCUGGGGAGACCAGAUAUAGUGAAUGCAGGGUCCAGGAAGAGCAGUUAUAGUGAAUGCAGGGUUCGGGGAGACCAGAUAUAGUGAAUGCAGGGGUCCGGGGAGACCAGAUAUAGUGAAUGCAGGGUCCGGGGAGACCAGAUAUAGUGAAUGCAGGGUCUGGGAAGAACCAGAUAUAGUGAAUACCGGGUCUGGGGAGACCGGAUAUAGUGAAUGCAGGGUCCGGGGAGACCGGAUAUAGUGAAUGCAGGGUCCGGAGAGAGCGAAUAUAGUGAAUGUGGGGCCCGGGGAGACCGGAUAUAGUGAAUGCAGGGGUCCGGGGAGACCAGAUAUAGUGAAUGCAGGGUCCAGGGAGACCAGAUAUAGUGAAUGCAGGGUCCGGGGAGA
Messenger RNA from Staurois parvus, 464 nucleotides. NCBI's taxonomy places the organism in Eukaryota, Metazoa, Chordata, Amphibia, Anura, Ranidae. The record is from the annotation of a GenBank genome assembly.